AUGUGCAACUCUUGUUGUGGCUCCGUCUGCUCUGAGCAGGGCUGUGGCCAGGAGGCCUGCUGCCAGCCCAGCUGCAUGCAGACCACCUGCUGCAGGACCACCUGCUGCCGCCCCAGCUGCUGCGUGUCCAGCUGCUGCAGGCCCCAGAGCUGCCAGUCUGUGUGCUGCCAGCCCACCUGCUGCAGACCCAGCUGCUGCAUCUCCAGCUGUUGCCGCCCCACCUGCUGCAGACCCCAGUGCUGCAUCUCCAGCUGUUGCCGCCCCACCUGCUGCAGACCCCAGUGCUGCAUCUCCAGCUGCUGCCGCCCCACCUGCUGUGGUGGUUCCAGCUGUGGUGGAUCCAGCUGCUGCCGCCCCACUUGCUGUGCGUCCAGCUGCUGCAGGCCCCACUGUGGGCAAGAAACCUGCUGCCGCCCCACCUGCUGUGUGUCUAGCUGCUGCAGGCCCCAGUGCUGCAUCUCCAGCUGCUGCCGCCCCACCUGCUGCAGGCCCCAGUGCUGCAUCUCCAGCUGCUGCAGGCCCCAGUGCUGCAUCUCCAGCUGCUGCAGGCCCCAGUGCUGCAUCUCCAGCUGCUGCCGCCCCACCUGCUGCAGGCCCCAGUGCUGCAUCUCCAGCUGCUGCCGCCCCACCUGCUGCAGGCCCCAGUGCUGCAUCUCCAGCUGCUGCCGCCCCACCUGCUGCAGGCCCCAGUGCUGCAUCUCCAGCUGCUGCCGCCCCACCUGCUGCAGGCCCCAGUGCUGCAUCUCCAGCUGCUGCCGCCCCACCUGCUGCAGGCCCCAGUGCUGCAUCUCCAGCUGCUGCCCCCCCACCUGCUGCAGACCCCAGUGCUGCAUCUCCAGCUGCUGCCGCCCCACCUGUUCUAGCUGUUCUUGCUGCUGA
Molecule: messenger RNA, 879 nt
Organism: Jaculus jaculus (lesser Egyptian jerboa)
Lineage: Eukaryota; Metazoa; Chordata; Mammalia; Rodentia; Dipodidae
Product: keratin-associated protein 4-4-like
Cellular component (GO): keratin filament
Source: RefSeq, a predicted model, not a curated record